This is a messenger RNA of Mya arenaria, 8513 nucleotides long. RefSeq names its product nucleolar protein dao-5-like. NCBI's taxonomy places the organism in Eukaryota, Metazoa, Mollusca, Bivalvia, Myida, Myidae. Bases 805 to 3642 code for a protein of 945 amino acids. The record is from RefSeq and is a predicted model, not a curated record. The transcript has 8 exons.
GUAAAUCAUUAAACCUUGCUUGUGAAGACAGCUACAGAUACACUUAUAAACAUCAUGCUUCAGUCUAUUUUUAUAAAAAAAAACCACUUAUGCUUGUUAACAAGGCUGGGUAAUAACUGGGUUAUUAGAAUGAGGAUGUUUAAGUAGGCGGGCAUUGAUGGAUAGGGAUGAAACUUUGUGUGUAGGUAGCUUAUGUGAAGAGCUAGCUUGGGAGCACUUUUUGGGGGUGUGGGGUCAAGGUCAUUGUUACUAAACACAGAAACAUGGUGUCCCCCCGAAUAACUUUAGUUAGGAUUGAUGGAUAAUGAUAAAACUCGAUGAGUAGAUAUCAUAUGUGAAGAGCUAGGUUGAAGGGGGUAGGGGUCGAUGUCAACAUUAAUAAAAAAUUAAAGUAGAAUAGCUUUUUACCUUUAACUUAAGCUAGGAUUGAUGAAUAGUGAAUACACUUGCCCAUUUGAAGAGCUAGCUUUGGAUUACUUUGGGUGUAUGUGGGGUCACUUAAAAUAGAGAAAUGGUGUCAGCUGAAUAAUUUAUAUUAAGAAUGAUGGAUAGUGAUGAAUCUUGGUGUGUAAGUAGAAGAAUGAUUGAUAGUGAUGAAACAGUAUGUAGGUAGCUUAUGUGAAGAGGAGGCUUGGGAUUACUUUUAAAGAAGGUGCAGUCAAGAGUAAAAAUCAAAAAGCUGAUCAUGAAUACACUGCUUUUCCUGUGCGUCGACCAGUGCCUCCAGAACCGCCUGACACCAGCCAAUCAGAUGACUCCAGAUUCAGCCAAUCAGAUGAGGUGUUAGCCAAUCAGCUAGAGGAAAUGACAUUUGAAGAGAGGCUACUUAAUGGAGUUGAAGAACCUGAAAAUCUUGGGAAUCCAGAUUACGAGGAUCCUAGAGAUUUGAGCAUGUCUGCAACACUACAGAUUCGAGUCCCGCCUUCAAUACCCUACCCUGAAGAGGCACCCCCAAUCCCACUCCCUCGCAGAUCCCAGGGAAACAAACAUGCUGACGGAGAGGAAGUGUUUGCUAUUAUUUCCUCAAUACACCGUAAUGAUAAAAUGUCGGACGGCUCAUAUACCAACUUCAAAGGUCAUGACCAGGAACCUUCUCAGAAAGAGAAAAGUUUCUUUGAUUCCUCUUCAGAUAGCUCUGAUUCUGAAAAUGAACCUUCUCCAAGAUUUAGUGCAAACAAACCGCAUGUUGAAAGCAGACAUGCUGUCAGAACAAAGAAUGAUGAUGAUGAUGAUGACAGAGUAACUAGUCUGCCUGAGAUAGUAAGUGUUCACCCACAAGAAUCAGAUACUUCUGAAGAUGCUGAUUUUCUUGGAGCCUCAUUCUGGCUGCGAAAUAGGAAGUCAGACACCACUGAAGAAGAAGAGGCUGAGUCUUGUAUUCCUCCAGAGCCUGGUGAACGACUUGACUCUCUUGGUGUCAGCAGGGAAACAGCUGACCCUCCAGUAGCACACAGUGUUUCUGUAAAUGCAAACUCAUACUUGCAUUCCCUAAAUCAACGAUCAGAUAGUCCCACCUUAAAUUCACUGGGUCAGGCCCCUAUCCCCCAAGCAUGUGUUGAAAAGGAUACUUAUUCCAAUACUGAACUUCAGGAUGCGUUAUCCCUGUAUGAUUAUCCAAAACCUACAGCCAAAGAACAAACUUCUCCAAGUGCCUUGUAUAAAGAAUUGCCUGCUAGGGCUGAGCCCAAAAGUGUACCAAGCAAUCUUUCUAACUGUGAUAGUGGUGCUGUAAGUAAUAAGGAUGAUAUUGGACAGUAUGAAACCUUGGUAAGAAGAACUGAAGGAAAUCCGAUAAGUUUUGAUGAUAAACCGAGUAGAGAAACUACACCUGAUCUGUCUAUAAGUCAGCCGUAUGAGACUGAUGAACUAUAUGGAGCAGCCUGGCUCUGCUCCAGUGUAAAAGACCAAGAGGUGACUGACAUACCAUUACCUAAGAGAAAUAACCAUAAAGAAGACUGGACUCCGAACAAGAAUGAACCGAAAAAGAGCUUUGAUACAGAAUUUGAACCAGGAAUGAAACCUGAGAAAUUCACAGUUGACCUUGAUGUGCCAAAUGCUGCAACAAAACCUGCUGAUCAUGAACAACAUGCUACUAACAAUCAGUCUAAAAAUACAUCAAAUAAGGAUGAAGGUUACAUAAAACAUAAGCACAUGAGUAAGAUUAAAAAGAUGUUCUCAAGAAAGUCGGAUGAAAUUGAGCUUCCGGAAACAUUAGUGGUAGAUUUGCCACCAAGGGCCUCGCCAAAUAGCCCAGGCUACGGAGCUUCAGGGUCGAAGGAGUUGAAUAUGUACUCUGACUUACCUGAACACGGAUCAAGUGCCUCCUCAGCAAACCAUGCGGCUGAAACUGACAAGAAUCCUUUAAUGAAACCUAUACAAAAUGGUCAGCCUUUCUGUGCUGUUAAUAGACCACAACUUAAUCUCCCUAGGAGAGACUUUGGUGAACUUAAAACUCCACAUAUUUUCUCAAAAUCAAUGGUAGAGAGAUCGUCGCCAGCAAUUUGCAAUCAAGACACAUAUGAAGAUGUGGAUAUGUCCAGGUCUGCUAUUCUAUCUCAAUCAACAAAUAGACCACCAGUACCCAGUCCACCAAACAGGCGGAGUAACAAGACGGGAACAACAGGAUCUGCAACAGACGAUGACAUUCCCAUAGCUCCACCAAGGAGGAACAAAAAGUCAGAGAGUGGAAACAUGAAUAUGAACAAAUCAUUUCAAAGCUCCUCAAAUGAAGUUGAGACAUUUGAGGACAGACCUUCCCAACCAUUACCCCGACGACCCGGUCUUCCACCCCCACCUUCUAGGCAGAAGGAGCCAGCCGUGCCGCCACGCCCCAGUGACCUUCAUUCUGCACCCAUUCCACCCCGACGACCUCCCAGCAUCAUGAGGGCUUCCAUCGAUGCUGGCAAUGUGAAACCUCAUGGUGGUGCCCGACCUAAGACGAUCCAUCUGUCAUGUCGCCAACAGUCCACUUCACCAUCAUCAGGGGCCCUCACAGUGAUGAACCUUAAGCAGAACCAGGUGGACAUUAUCAGAGCGGAGAUAGAGUCGACCGGGGGAUUGGUGAAGAUGAUCUCAAAACAACACUUCACAAGUGGGCUCGCACUUGUUGAAUGCUUUGGGAGAAUAUGGAUUUGUGGCUGGGAUGUGAAGAAGUUCCCACGACUGUAUGACAAGUUUCAUAUUGGGGAUGAAUUGACGGCAAUCAACGAUGUACAGGUCUCGGAACUCGCAUUUGCCAAUAAACUCGUUAAAAAUGUCAAAGCUGAGAGCAUUGAAAUCACGAUUAAUCGGACACCACUUGCACAGGUGUUUGCUAUACAGCGGGCUGCGGAAGGGGAAUGUCUUGGUAUACGAAGGGAUGGUACAAGUGCUGAGAUCAUCUAUGUGGACCCGAAUGGCCUUGCCAGUAGACACGGUCUGCCCAACAAGGCAAAGGGUAUGGAAGGGGGACCAGUCAACUGGAUGCUGACUGAGGUCAACAUGAGACCUCUUAACCUUUUCUCUAAAAACCAGGAGAUCGAGCAUCGGCUGUUGGCGGUGGGACGGGACAUCUCCGUCGUUGUUCAGCCUUCAGACCUCGUCAAAGAGAUCAAGAAAAACAUGAAAAAACUGAAAAACCACAAGGACUUUCUCCUACACUGAUUGUGUUUCACAUGGAUUAUUAGUAUGUGUUCUUUGAACUUCAUAUAAUGCAAGGUUCUGAAUUUCCGGAUCAGAGGCUUCAAGGAUACCUUGGAGAUUGAUGUUAGUUUUCAUGUGGGAGGUUGAGGGGUCUUGGAAGGUCUCUGAAAUGUCAAACUGUUUUGCUGAGAUGCAUUAUAGAAGGUCUCUGAGGUCAAUUUUGAUCGGGGCUCUGCCUCUUGCAGCCCCAAGAAUGGGUCUUAAUCCCUGCUGUAUUUCAGGAUUGACAAUUAUCAAUUAUCAGGUGUUACAACCCAUUCAUAAUCAUUCCUAUUUCAUAAUUAGGGGCCAGGAGCCUUGUUUCAACAAAUAUCUUUCAGAUUUAUCAGGUGCAAGUUUAAUGUGAUGUUAUGGCUAAGGAUUGUUAGUAUGUACACACAUACAAGUUUUUAACUGGUCUACAUUAUAUUGUGUUUAGUUCCCACUAACUUGGCCAGCCAAUGUUUAUAUCUACCGCAUCACCUGAUUAAAAUCAAUAACAGCUGACUGCUGAUUUACAGAAAUAUAUGUAUUGGAAAACAUGUGGAUUUUUUUUUUCCGCUCAUUGAACAAAAUAUAAUGAUGACCACUAAAUCGUGUUUAAGAGUUAUUCUAAAUGGCGUGUGCCCUUUAUGUAUUUUAUGUUUUUAGCUCUCCUGAGCACAAAGUUCUUUGUUAUGCUCUGCCUUUACAAUGGCUUUGUUACUAACUUCAGGUGAAUAAUGUUAUAUUUUAUUGUUGAUUUUUGUAUUUUUAAAGAGACUUAUUUUACGGUAUACAGUACAGUAUAUUAAAACUGUGUCAUAGUUCUGUCAGUUAAAUGUGUGAUAGUUUUGUGCAUUGACUAUUUCUUAUAAUGCUUUAAAGCAUUACAAAUUUUAAAGGUAUAGGAUAUACAUUCUCAUUCAUCCGAGUUUGAUUAUGCUAAAUCGAAUGGUAUGCAUAGCAUCAACACUCUGGUUAACGAGAAUAAGAAUUUAGGGUAUUUUGCUAUAAUAAUAUUUAAUAAAAAAAGCCUAUCAAGGAAUUUUGCAAAUAUAAAUGGUAUUAAUGUAGACUUUUUUGAACAUUGCUUCAAUAUGUUUCAAAAUUGUAAAGACAUUUAUACUAUAACAUUUUCUUGUUUCUGUAGGACAAUAACAUUUAACUUUGCAUCGAGUCCGAAGGCUAAAAACUUUUACUGAAUAUUCUUGUAUGGCAUUUUAUCAUGUAUGAUUGCUUGCAUGUUACAUUGAAACUGCAGCUUUGUCCAUUUUUAAAUUGUCCGGUUUUUGAAGAAAAAAAGGAAGGUAUUGUCAUAGCCAUGGUGUCGUUGUCAUUGGCGUUGUUGUAAAUAAUCUUUAACCUUGCCCAUAAAUAAAAACAAUGAUCAAGAUAUUCAAAUACAACUAUAUACACAUGUUGCUAGAGACAAUAUGCGCAUUUAUAGCAAGGGGCAUAACUCUGUCUAAUAGUUAUGGAGCUAUACCCCUUGUCGACUGAAAACACAAGAACAGAUAAUCGUUGUUCGCUCCACAGCGCUCUUGUUAUAUUUUUGAUAUCCUAAAUGUGUAAAUACCUGCAAGCAAGAGAUUGACUUGUUUUUGCCAUAUAUAAAUUGUAUACAAUUGUAAAUAGUAUUUGUAUUUUGGGCCAUUAAAACAUUUUAAUAGUAUUGAGAUAUGGUAUUGCUUUCAUAGACAGUCCAUGUUAUAAUUCUGUUAAGUGUGUUAGUUAGAAGAUAAUGAAGAAAGCAUGUUAAAUCUAGCAGAUCUCUUAUAGUGGUUAUCACAAAUGAUUCGUUUUUUUAAGAAGAUGCAAGUCAUUAUCAUGAUUUUUGCCAUCUGCUGCUUAUAUUCCGGAUCUGUACUUCUUAUUUUUUUGAUGAGAAUACCAAUAAUGACAAAAUCAUCCAUGGAAUUGUAUGUUAGAUAAGAAAACUUAUAUUAUGGUAUACUGGAUAAAUAACAAAUGAAGUUCUUUUCAGGAACCACUUUUGCUGUUUUACUGCUGUUAUAAUUUUUUUAAAGAGGGGUACCAAUUUGAUUUCUUUAUAUUGAUGUUGUUAUUGAUUUAUAUUUAAUUUAUUUUGACAAAUGAACCUUCUUUCUAGGGUAACUGGUGUUGAUAAUGAAUUAACAAGAGUCUUCUUUUCAGGAAUAUGACUUGUUAUUUCAUUGUAAUUGUUCAAAUAGAACUUGAGUCAUUUUCUCUCAGUAUUUAUAUUCUAUGUUCACAUAUAUGUUCUUGUACUAUUUGAAAAUACCUUGAUGUUUAUAUGUUGUUGUUUUUGUACAUUGUUUCACUGUUUUUCUGUUUACUUCCUGUGUUCUAUAAACAAAGUAGACUUUGAAUUUAUCUUUAUACACUCAAUGACAAAAAGAGAGUAUACAUUUAUAUAUAUAUCAGAUAAAUCACUUUCUGGGAAUAUUUUUUCAACAAGUGGCAAUAUCUGUAAAAGACUAUCCAUAUUCAUUGAUACUAGCAAAUUUUGCUUUCUCUUAUUGUGCUCUUUAAAAAAAUCUGUUUUUUUUUUUCUUUAGAAAAACAUGAUUUGGGUUAUUUUCUGUCGAUGAAAAUGGACCAUUUCAAAACAAAAAUGACCUAGUAUGUAAGAGGCAAUCUAAAACUCAAAAAGCACCUUCUUAACCAUAGGGCCUGUAUAUGUUACUUUUUCACCACCAAAAUGUUUUCGGUUUGUUAAUCACCAAUAUUCCUAAAACUCUAUAUUACCUGCAUUGGAAUCUGUUUUCAUGAGAUUCUUUACUGAUAUAUAAAAAACAUGAAUGAGUUAAAACAAUUCAGGAAGUGUUAGUCAAAUAAUUAUGAGAUCAUUCAAGAAACCAACAUCAAGAAGACACCAUUGAUGGCCGACUUAAUUAAAACUAUUUGCAGAUAACACAAGAUAUACUGGUGGUAUUUUGCUGAAUACACUGUUUCACCAUUUUACUUCUAAUUUUUAUGGCGCUGUGUCCUUUGUAUGUGCAUCUGUAAACAAUUGCUUGUCAACGCAAUACUGAUUUGAUUGUUUUAUCAAACUAACACAGUAAUUAGAUUUCCAUGAGAGCUUGAUUCCUUUCGAAGCCAGCAAGAUCCACCCAUGCAAUCCUGCUCAGUAUUUUUGAAGGGAGACAACUUAGUGCAGAGAGUUGUGUAUUAUUGUUGUAAGGUUUUUUCCCUUUGUUCGAAAGUAAAAGUAUUUUCUAAGGGAGACAAAUUUGUACAGAGAGUUGUGUAUGAUUGUAUUACUUGUGGAACAUACAGUUCACUGAUUGCUUUGAAUGUGAGUUCAGUAUAUAACCCCCAGAAAACAUGUCUGUAAAGCAUACAUUGUAGGCCCUUGUAGGCUUCUUGUUUAUUUUUCAUUGUUAUAAGAAUCCGAAUAAAAUGUGGGAAAGAAUAAUCACAAUGAUUAGCUAUAUAAAGUUAUUAAUUCAAGUUUCAAAUAAUAUAACGUCCAUUGCAAAAUAAAUCAAAAAAAUUAAACACCUCAUUUAAAAAUGUCAUUUGCAAUAAUAACCAUAUAAAGAAGUGGGAGAAUAAAAAAUGUAUACUUUUGUUUGUCGUAAAGUGUAUAACAUUUUGAAUGUUCAACAUUUAUUCAAAGUUUAUGUAGCUGAAAAAAGGGCCGAUUGUUCAGAAAAUUGUUAAAGCUAACAGCUUGUUAACUUCAUUUUGAUAACUGUUAAAUCUUUGAUAUUCAGUUUCUUGGACACACAUAACAAGAUGUGAUCUAUGGUACUUUUCACAAUUAUUGAUACAAAUGAUUUAACUAUAAUUAUAUAAACCACAUGACUAAAAUAAUCAACCUUUUAAAGUUAACAAUGAUGCCUUUAAUAACGUUGUCAACUUUGACAAAGUUCUGACCAAUCAACCCAAUGUUAUACUGUAACAAUUCAUAUUGGCAAUGCAUGUCAGAUAAGUUAUAGUUUAAUCAUGUAAAUAUAGUGCAUUUAUAUAUUAAAGCUACACUCUCACAGACUUACCGUUUUUACAACUUUUUUUUAUUUUUUGUCUUGAAAAAAGAAAAUUGUUUGCGUAAAUAUCUACAAACUAAUGAUAAGAGAUUGCUGACAAAAGAUAAGACCGCAGAUUUGAAUAUUUCCGUUCGAAAAUCAAUGUUUUAUGGCUAAAGGUCUAAAAAAAAAUGCACAAAACAUUAAUUUUUGAACUUAAAUAUAAAAAUCUGCGAUCUAUAUUUUUUCAGCAGUCUUAUAUAACUGUUUUCAAUGGAUUUUCACAAAAAUUCGCUCGUUAAAAGACAAAAAAAAAUAAAAAAAAGUUGUCUAAACAUUCAAUCUGUGAGAGUGCAGCUUUAAAGCUGCACUCUCACAGAAUGACAGUUAUGACUUUUUAGUUUUUGUCUCAAAAUCGGCUGAUUUUUUGCAUUAAUACCUUCAAUUCAGUCAUAUAAGCUAACUCACAUUAGAACACAUCUCAAUUAUUUGGAAAACUUCUGAAAAUAUCACUUUUCUUUCGCGUUAGUAACGCGUUUAGCCAUAAAACAUCAUUUUUCAAACGUAAAAACGAAAAACUGCUAUCUGCUUUUUUUUCAGCAGUCUUGUAUCAUAGGUUAUAAGACAUACAGAAAAAUCGGCUCAUCCAAAGACAAAAAAAAAUAAAUAUAAAAAGUUGUCAAAACGGUCAAUUAGUGGGAGUGAAGCUAAAAGAACUUGUUCAUAGAUACCAAACAUAACCAAAUAUUUGUUAUUUCUUGCUCAUAUUUUAUCUAUCUUUUGAAACUUUCUGUUACUUACAUUAUCUGUUAUGAUGCAUUUUAUAAUCGUUGCUUGUUUAUUUUGAAUCACUUUAAUAUAAGAAUCACUUUAAUGAUUGAAUAAAUUAUUAUUUUGGUAAAUAAAUUUACUUUUACA